Blepharisma stoltei is the source of this 1183-nucleotide messenger RNA. Lineage: Eukaryota; Ciliophora; Heterotrichea; Heterotrichida; Blepharismidae. The record is from the annotation of a GenBank genome assembly.
AUGACAAGUCUUCAAAAAUACCUGAUUCAAAAGGACCAAGCUCAAAAAGAGUAUGAAGAGCCCAAGGUUGGAAGAUAUUCAUUACCAGCUAAAUCGCAAGUUGAUCGUUCAUUAGGCCUUGAACAAUUUUUCCCUAACGAAUCUGAUGAAAAUUUAGCGCUAUUUGCUUCAAUGUUCUUCAGCAAGGAAGAAAUGGAUCAAGCAGUUGAAAAUAUUUUGAAAACAGGCUCAUCAAUCCAAAAUUACAUAAAAGACUGAAAUUUAGUGCAAGGACGCAAAAGAAAACCAAAGCAAAACCAAAGCCAGCAGCAAGGCGCACAAGGUAGGCCAUCUCAAGAAAAGAAAAAGUACAAAAAGAAAGAAAUGCAGCCUGAGAGAGCCCAAAGCCAAUCUAAAGUGUCCUCUAAGCCAAGCUCUAAGCCAAGCUCAAAGCCAAUUAGCCAGACAGCAUCCUACGCAUCAUCUCAGGCUUCACACUCAAGAAAUGAAAGUACAACUCAGCAGAGCAUUGAAAUAGAAGCACCUAAAAUCAUCCAGGAGACGGAGAAAGCGCCUGAGCAAAUAGAGAUAAAAGUGGACCUAUUGAAAGAUGAAAAUCCUCAAUUUUCUGUCAUUGAUGAAGAGCAGACUGAAAAGUUCAUUGGCAGACAAUUUUCUCAUAAGUCUGAAGAAAGCGAGGCUUCAAAGAAAAAAGAUACAGCGGAUUUUCAAGGACAAGCAGGGAUUGAGACAAAAGAAGUAGGUGUUCAGGUGAGUCAGGAGUCUGGGAUUCCAGUUAUGAUUGUUCCUUUGCAAGACGAAUAUAAAAAUAGCGGGCGAAAUAACCUGCCAUCUUAUCAUUUUUAGCCAGACAGAGGUUUCGAACCUUAUGAAUGAGAGAAGCGUGCACUAGGUGUUUCUGGCCGGGGAUUUGGCUUGGUCUGAUAGAGCAUAGUGUCGGCUGACCUACUGCAAGCUCACGUUCAGGGCAAGGUUUUUCCUUGAGGGAAGAUGAAUUUAGAAGUUGGAAAAGGAUAGCCCAGUAAAUUAAAGGACGUUGGCAAUCAAGAAGGUGGAGGGAAGCAAGGGAGUGAAAAACCGAUAUGGCUGGCCGAAGUUACUCGAUAAUAUAUUAAGUUAAGUUCCUUUGCAAGACAGAGACUUCUUCAGGAUUGAGAACUUGAUCUAUCCAAAAGGCUACUAA